UUCAGUACAGCGAAUGAGUCUUCUGGCUCUGUAAAACAAAAAUGGCAGAGUUAGUGUCAGGUUUAAUUUCUUAGCAUUGUUCAGUUCUUGUUACAUUAACACACACCCUCUCCCACUCUCUGUUUCAUCUCAAUCUUCUCUCUCUCAAGAUGAUGAUGAAUGUGUUUUGGUUGCUUUCUCUCUCCUCCAUUCUUCUCUCCUCAACUGCUAAAGGUCAAGAAGAAUCAGUGGAAUUUUUAACUCUCCAAGAAUAUUCAUCUGAGGUUAUCAAUGGCGUCCGUACCUCUGUGGCUGUUCAAAUGGAAACUGAAUACCUCAAGAAUGUCUCGACAACUGUUCUAAUGGCGGAAGCUUGGCUGAGAAACUCUGUUCUUGCACACUAUCCCGGUAAUAAUAUUACCACUAUCGUUGUCGGCCGCUCUGUUUUAUGCAACAGAGAUGAAGAUGAAGAAGAGUACAUGGUUGGUUCGGUUUUGCCGGCGGUAAAGAACACACACUAUUCUCUCACUAGGUGGGGUUUGGAGAGAGAGAUUAAAGUCUCUGCUUCUUUUUCUUCCGACUGUUUGGUUCACUCGAGGGGUGGAGCUUUUUACAGAGCUCCAAUGGCGGAACCUUACAUCAAACCCUUGCUCGCUUUCUUGAAAGAAAUGGGCUCGACGUACGUCGUGGAUGCACGUUUGCAGACUUCGUCGGUGGAAGAAACAUUGGGUUUGGUGAAAACCCACCUCAAAUCCAUGGAGAAUCUUGGAGUUUCUCGUCUGAAAACUGUGAGUGUAAUCGCCGGCGGCGGCGGUCGGAGAAAGCUUUCGGUUAUUGAUUUAACUACUGUAGCUCCUGUUUCUUCCAAACCGGCUUUUCCCAACGGAAGUCCUCUGCCGCCGUUGGUUGGAAUAAUUUCACCCACGCCAAACUUUCUACCUACAGCUCCGCCGCCGUCUCCGCCGUCUCCGGCGGAGAAUCCUACGAGUCCUCCGUUUCUACCAGUGAUGGCUCCGGUGGCUAGCCCUCCAUACGGUCCCCAUUUGCCGCCGCCGUGCGAGCCAUCUCACGGCGGUGGCGGUGGCGGUGGUGGGUACGGCGGCGCGCCGGUGGGUGGGGUGAAGAAGGGGCUGUGGUGCGUGGCGAAGCCGACGGUGCCGGCGGAGACGUUGCAGGAGGCGCUGGAUUACGCCUGCGGAGAAGGCGGCGGUGACUGUGGGGCGAUCGUGCACGGCGGCAGCUGCUACUUCCCGGCUAUGAUGCACGGACACGGAUACGUGGACACGGCGAUACGCGGAUACGGACACGGUGAUACGGCAUUUCCAAAAAACUAGGAUACGGACACGUGGGGGAUACACGUAAAUAUAAAAAAUAUAGGGGUAUAUUUAUAAAUAAUAAAAAUAUAGGGGUACAUUUAUAAAUUGUAAAAAAUAUGAAUAAGUCGUCAUCGCAUAAGAGAACCGCUCACCCUUGUUGCUCGUGUUCUUGGUCGCCGUCGCAUGCUAGACUUUUGGAGUUUUGGGUGGACUCACAAAUAAAUCAGAGGAAAUGUGUAAUACAAAGAAUAGAAAAUGUGCAUUUUUUUUAUUAGGGCUAUCUUAAAA
Molecule: messenger RNA, 1583 nt
Organism: Erythranthe guttata (spotted monkey flower)
Lineage: Eukaryota; Viridiplantae; Streptophyta; Magnoliopsida; Lamiales; Phrymaceae
Product: O-Glycosyl hydrolases family 17 protein
Biological process (GO): carbohydrate metabolic process
Molecular function (GO): hydrolase activity, hydrolyzing O-glycosyl compounds
Source: RefSeq, a predicted model, not a curated record